AAAACUCUUGCGACUCAGAAGAGAGAAGCGUCAAUGUUUGGAGUCACGCUGGGGCGCGGGCGUGUUUACACAGCCACUCACCGGGUCACGUGACACACCUGCUGGGCGCCGCUCACCUACCUGUCUCUGCGGGAGCGUCCGGACGAGGACGGCUCAGUUGGUGGAUCGACUCCCGCCGCCGGUUCUUCUUCGCCUGGCUGGUUCAGCGAGAGGCUGCAGUGCCACGCGGUGGCCACAGGUGGAACUACCGCUCGCCUGAAGAUGAACAAGAAUAAGCCGAUCCACCUCGAGACACACACUCGCUCAGCGGCUCACACACACGCCCGGGGGAAGGAAGGAGAGCGGCGCCAACUUUCAACAUUGAACGUCUCACGUUGCUUGGCUGAUUCUGAUUCUGAAAAAUGUGCCCAUUGAAAGGUGCAGAGUUCACUGUUGUUGUUGCAGUGCCGCAUCCAGGCCAGCAGGCGGCGGCGAUGAGCCCCACAGCAGAAGAAGGCGACGGCGUGCGCUCGUCCGGCCGAGUUUUCGUGCACAUGGCUGCCAAAGCGAAGCGACUGAAGUUGGAGGACGGGCCGGAGCCGCUGCGGGACUUCCUGCGCUGGUGCGACACGGCCGGACUGCUGCUCAGCAGGAAGGUGCGCGUGAGCCGAGUCAGCACGGUGUCGCAGUACGGGAUGUUGGCGGAGGAGGACAUCGAGGCGGGAGAGGUGCUGUUCAGCGUCCCCCGCAGCGCGCUCCUGCACCAGGGCAGCAGCAGGGUGGCGCCGCUGCUGGCGCGAGAGGAGGGCGCUCUGCGCAGCCGCUCCGGCUGGGUGCCUCUGCUCCUGGCUCUGCUGCACGAGUUCACCUGCCCCGACUCCUUCUGGAGGCCCUACUUCCACCUGUGGCCCGACCUGAGCGCCACAGAUCAGCCCAUGUUCUGGUCCAGUGAGGAGAGGGAGCGGCUGCUCCGGGGAACCGGGCUGGUGGAGCUGGUCCAAACGGACCUGCAGCACAUUCAGCAGGAGUACCUGCAGGUGGCGCUCCCGUUCAUGAGCAAACACCCGGAGCUGUGGGACCCGGACACGCACACGCUGGAGCUCUACACCCGCCUGGUGGCCUUCGUCAUGGCCUACAGCUUCCAGGAGCCACAGCAGCGGGAGGAUGAGGAUGACGACGACGACGAUGAUGAUGAUGAUGAAGAGGACGAAGCCCGGCAGCUCCAGAGUCCCCCGAUGAUGGUGCCUGUGGCCGACCUGCUCAACCAUGUGGCGGAUCACAACGCCAGCCUGCAGUUCAGUCCUGAGAGCCUGGACAUGGUGUCGGUGCGCUGCAUCUCUGCAGGCCAGGAAGUCUUCAACACAUACGGGGACAAGUCCAACUGCGAGCUGCUGCUCAUGUAUGGCUUCGCUGAGCCGUUUCCUGGCAACAAGAACGACACCGCUGAAGUGCCCGUGAGCACGCUGUACCAGGUGGCUGUCGAAGCGGCCCGCUGCGACUCAGAGCGCCACCUGCUGGAGCUGAAGUUGGAAGUCCUUCCGGAGGUUCUGCAGGAGCCAGUGCUGGUGUUCACCAGAGAAGGCUGCGCCACCGAGCAGGAGCUCCGAGCGGCUCUGAAGGUCCUGUGCAUGUCCGAGGACCAGUUCAAGGUCGGCCGAGAGUCAGGCUGGGACCAUCUGGACGACGACUCAGACGCGCUGGACUCGAUGGAGGCGUUUCGCGGCCUGAUGCCCGAGUGGAAGACGUUGCUCCGGAGCGCGGCCCGCCGGACUCUGGCCACCUACAGGGGCUCGAGUGCUGCCUGCAGUCUGGAGCAGGAUGAAGACCUGCUCCUGGUGCAGGACCCGCAGGCGCUCGCAGCACUGAGCCGCAGGCAGCAGGUGGCGCUGCAUGUUCGCCACGGGCAGAAGAGGAUUCUGACGAGGCUGAUGGACCUGUGCCAGUCCUGACACGGUUUGAUAAUAAACCUCUCCCAUCUGACGGUGUCUGGAUCUGGACCUCGCCGCCGAGCAAAGCAGUGAGGGAGUCGCUGGGCAGGUUCAACGCUUUAUUUUCGUAUGUGCGACUUCAAUCAAGUAGCAAGAACUAAAGGCAAACUAGAAAGGACUACAAAAUACACAUGGACCAAUACAUUUACAAAACAUUCAAAAUGUUACAAAAUGAGCUGUAUUGGUCCGUUUGUUCUUCAGUUUGGAUCUUUGUACAAAGUCUCAACGUUCUGAACCGUCGUACAGGCCCGGGAGAGUCGGGCCCGGCUCCCCCGGCCGGGAGGGACCCGCUGGACCUCAGAGAACCGGCAGAGAAAGACGUCCAGAAAACUAAAGCCAGUCAGAAACAAAGCCGCGUGGGAAGAGAAGCGACAACUUUGGUAGUGAAUGUUCAGGCCUUGACACGUCAGCACACCAGCUCUCUCUCUCUCUCCCGCUCUCCCUUUAAUCCAAUAUGUACAUCAAAAAACCAAAAAACUAUUUAACAGCAUUUCAAACCAUCGUCGUCCUUCUUCAGCCCAAAGAACCCAAACAAAAGAGCAGAAGUCCAGUGAUGAUGAUCCUCCUCCACGCAGGGGGUGCGGGCUCGGGCUGCCUCUAGCUGGCGCCGGUUCCCUCCAUCACCUGCUGGGCCUGCUUCUGUCCCAUGCAGCACUGAGCCACCGACUGGAACAACCUGGCCAGAGAAGGGAGGGCGUCACGUGUGGGCCCCGCUUGGUGUCGCCCGCCGCCCACUGAAGCCACAUGGGUCCUGUCCCA
Molecule: messenger RNA, 2726 nt
Organism: Synchiropus splendidus (mandarinfish)
Lineage: Eukaryota; Metazoa; Chordata; Actinopteri; Syngnathiformes; Callionymidae
Gene: setd6
Product: SET domain containing 6, protein lysine methyltransferase
Exons: 9
Coding region: 402-1928 (508 amino acids)
Biological process (GO): peptidyl-lysine monomethylation
Cellular component (GO): nucleus
Molecular function (GO): protein-lysine N-methyltransferase activity; protein binding
Source: RefSeq, a predicted model, not a curated record